AUGACGCUCGCUUUCCGCCGAGCAGCAGCUGCAUCUCUCCGCAGAACGCGAGAGGCUCGGCAGAGGUGGGCGCGCACGCAGCAGCAGCAGCAGCAGCAGCAGCAAAGCCCACUGACACCACAACUGGCCCUCCCGCAGCUUCCUGGAUUCUCCGAAAGCAAUCCUCCGCCUUACACAGUUAUCAACGUGGCUGCAGAGGCCCGGCAGGCGACGGUUAGUCUCGAGUUCAACUCCAGGCCGCUUGCCCUGACCCCAUCUGCUGCUGCUGCUGCUGCUGCUGCUGCUGCUGCUGCUGCUGCUGCUCGUAGGACCCCCUGGAAGAGCGCAUUUAUUUGCUUAGAAACUAAACUCACUGAAGCAGCAGCAGCAGCAGCAGCAGCUGCUGCUGCUGCUGCUGCUGCUGCUGCGCCUUCUGUUAGCCCUUGCCUCGCAGAGGCCCUGCGGCGCACUGCAGUUGUCGCUGCAGCAGCAGCAGCAAGAGCUCCAGCAGGAGCAGCAGCAGCAGCAGCCGCUGCUGCUGCUCCCCCCGCAGCAGCAAAUCCCGUGGCUGCCGGGGCAAACACCCCACAGUAA
Messenger RNA from Eimeria necatrix, 573 nucleotides. RefSeq lists its product as hypothetical. Lineage: Eukaryota; Apicomplexa; Conoidasida; Eucoccidiorida; Eimeriidae. The transcript is spliced from 3 exons. The coding region runs from base 1 to 573 and encodes 190 amino acids. The record is from RefSeq and is a predicted model, not a curated record.